This is a messenger RNA of Trichobilharzia szidati, 255 nucleotides long. NCBI's taxonomy places the organism in Eukaryota, Metazoa, Platyhelminthes, Trematoda, Strigeidida, Schistosomatidae. The record is from the annotation of a GenBank genome assembly.
AUGUGUGUUAUGGAUGCAGCAUGGCAUCCAUCACAACUUUUCGGCGAAAAUAUUCCUAGGCUAAGCAAACAAUUGCGCUACUACACACUCACCUUACUGCGACUGGCUGUGUUGUGCUAUUCUGCCAACAUUCGACGUUACAAAUUGCAAUAUUUUGUUUCUUUUCCACCUAAAUACCAGAACUUGAGACAUGGGACUUUUCCAUCUUGCCAACUGCCUGGCUUUGGCUACUGGACCACAUUUAUUAGUGUAUAA